Malassezia japonica is the source of this 639-nucleotide messenger RNA. RefSeq lists its product as uncharacterized. The transcript has 2 exons. Bases 1 to 639 code for a protein of 212 amino acids. The record is from RefSeq and is a predicted model, not a curated record. NCBI's taxonomy places the organism in Eukaryota, Fungi, Basidiomycota, Malasseziomycetes, Malasseziales, Malasseziaceae.
AUGGAUGGCGCAUUGAAUCGGGUGUUACAAGGCGAAGACGUGAAUGCUGCCGCGGAAGCCGUGGCCAAGGCGACGGAGGAUCCGUUUAAAUUUUGGAACCAGUGGUUCGACUGUGCUGCGCACCACGCCGAUGCCCAGGACCGCUUGAUUGCUCUGGUGCAGGCGUUGCAGAAGCACGAUGUAGGCACUAUUGAUGACCAGAAGCUCUGGGGAGACCUUCCUCGUCUUCCCUGGUCGAUGCGCGAGAGCUUCCAACUGUAUGACAAUGAGGCCAAGCCCGAACAGCUCAUCAACAUUUCGGCCAUGUUUGCCAAGUGCGCCCACGCUCAUGUUGCAAACACACUCAUGUUUGCAGUAGUUCUGUUCCGUGGUGUCCUGGAAGAAGAGAAGGAGCCAAAGGACCUCGAUGCGCGCCUCCAGGCUCUCAUUGCGUGGGUGGAUGGCGCAGGCAAGGAACUGUACAACGACGGCAAACAGCACGGCGGAUCUUCGGCAAUCGCAAAGGGUGGUGAUCUCUGGAAGGGCGCACCCGGAUUCAGCAAAGAGCGCUGGGUCUUUUGGAAGGAGCGUCUUCAAUCCAUGCACACUGAUACAAGCCAGAAGCUACUCAAGGCAAUGGAGGCCACUGAAACUGCUUGA